AUGGCGGUCGCAGACCAGGGCCAAGCCUACUUGCAGCAGCAACAUGGCGCUGGCGACAGACUCUCGACGGCUUCCGAUCCCCCAAACACCCUCGUCGAUGUCAUCCUCCGCGAAACCCAAUACCUCUACUCGCUAGUCCUUCUCAUCACCUUUGUCUCUCUUGCUGCGUGGUACAGCGUCUUCAAUGCGAAGAAGGAAGAGGACAUUGUGCAAUCCAAAUUCAAGGGCCCCGGUGGCAAGCCUUUACCCAUCACCAAGCGGAAGAAGCGCACCAACGGCGAGCGCAAGCUCGGCCCGCACUUUGGAACCGCUGCCAAGAUAGUCUUUCGUUUUUUAGCUGCCAUUGUGUUUCUCACUUACCUAGCCAGUGCGUUGUUGAUGCUCGUCCAUGCCUUUUGGUACGAAGAUCCGUAUAAAUGGUCAAAGGAGGGUUUGCCGUGGGCCGGGCAAUGGAGUGUGGUUCACGUCACUGGUGCUACAUUCUUUCACCUUUACAUUUUCGUGUCCCUGUUCGAUUGGCGCAAGGGUCCAAAUGUCGUCCAUCUCGUCGUCUGGAUAUUGGGCUUCAUCGGGGAGAUCGUAAUUUCAAGCGCCACGUAUAGAGCAGCCAUCGAGUGUCACUUUGAAGUCAUCGAUGUGUCCGACCGCAACGGCGAAGAAGGCCGCAGCUGCACCAUCGGCUACUGGACUCGGCUCGAUCUCAUCCUAUACUUGGUCCGAAUCUUGCACAUUGCCGCCCUGAUCUUGUUCUUCGGAGCCGCAUGGAUCAACAAGGCGUACCGCCAAUCAUCUUCUGACCACCUCAACCUUGAGGCUGGACACGCCGCCGAGUCGACCCCGCUUCUCAAUGGGCACAAUAGGUCGUACGAGACGCAGAAUGGCAAUGGCCACACCGUUGAGGCUAACGGCCGUCGCAAGCGGGGGAGAACCAUGUCGAACGCCAACAAGCCGGUUGGAACUGCCAGUCGAAAAGAUGAGGGUGCCGCCUUCUAUCGUCCAUCCAAGCUUCCUCACAAGACAUGGUGGGAGUAUUUUCGAGGUUAUUCCUUGUUUUUCCCCUAUUUGUGGCCCAAGGACAGCACGAAGCUUCAGCUCAACGUCCUGAUCUGCUUCUGCCUCGUCGUCGUUCAGAGAAUUGUCAACAUGCUGGUGCCCUUCCAGCUCGGUCUCGUGGUGGACCAGCUGGAAAAAGCCAUCCGAGAGGUCAAGGGUGGCCAGCCUGUGUCUUUUGACAACUUCCCGCUCCGCGAGUUCAUUACCCUCGGCGCCCUCUGGAUUCUCCAGGGCCAGUCAGGUCUCCUCGGCUCGCUGAGAUCCAUGAUGUGGAUCCCCGUUUCCCAGCACUCGUAUCGUGGACUGACCACCGCAGCGUUCAACCAUGUGCACUCGCUAAGCUUGGACUUCCACCUCUCGAAACGCACAGGCGAGGUUCUUUCUGCUCUCAACAAGGGAUCAGCUAUCAACCAGUUUUUGGAGCAGGUCACUUUCCAGGUGUUCCCGAUGAUGAUGGAUCUUUUCAUCGCCAUUUCCGUCUUCUACUGGAAAUUCGGUCCUCUCUACGCCGAAAUCAACAUGGUCAUCACUUGUUGGUACCUGUACAUGACCAUCAAAAUGGCAUCGACAAGGGCCGAGCAGCGAAGAGAAAUGACCAACGCAGACCGAGAGGAGGAGGCAGUGAAGAAUGAUUCCAUCUCAAGUUACGAGACCGUCAAAUAUUUCAACGCGGAAGAAUUUGAAUCUGGGCGGUAUCAGGACAAGGUUGGCGUCUUCCAAGCCGCGGAAGCCAAGGUCCAGGUUGGUGUUGUCAUGAUGAACAUUUGCCAGGCCUUCGUUUUCAACCUUGGAAGAAUCAUUGCUGCUUUGGUUUGUGGCUGGCAAGUUGUGGUCGGAAUGCGAGGGACAGGUGACUGGUUCAUGGUCGUCUCCUACCUCACUCAACUACAAGGCCCUCUGAACUUCUUUGGUUCCUUUUAUCGCACUGUCCAGCAAGCCAUGAUUUCGGGGGAGAGAUUGCUCGAGCUGUUCAAAAUUCAGCCCACCGUGGUGGAUGCUCCACACGCCGUCGACCUGACCAAUUUCACUGGACGCAUCAAGUGGAAUAAUGUCAGCUUUGCCUACGACAGACGCAAGCCGGCCCUAAGGAACAUCAGUUUCGAGUGUGUGCCGGGCACGACAACAGCUUUUGUCGGCGAGUCUGGCGGCGGCAAAUCUACCCUCUUCCGACACAUGUUCCGAUACUACGACUGUGACGAGGGCAACAUCGAGCUCGAUGGGCAAGACGUUCGAAAUCUGACAAUCAACUCAGUCCGGCAACACAUUGGAGUUGUGCCCCAAGACACCACUCUUUUCAACGAGACGCUCAUGUACAAUCUCAAAUAUGCCAACCCUGAGGCUAGUGAGGACGAUGUUUACGCGGCGUGUAGAGCUGCAAGCAUCCACGACCGAAUCCUGUCUUUCCCUGACCAGUACAAUACUCAGGUUGGUGAGCGAGGAUUGCGAUUGAGCGGCGGCGAGAAGCAGCGUGUUGCUAUUGCUCGUACAAUUCUCAAGGAUCCUCGAAUUAUCAUGUUGGACGAAGCAACAUCUGCACUGGAUUCUCACACCGAGCAGGAAAUUCAGGACAAUGUUUGGCAGAUUGGUGAGGGGCGAACUCUGCUGAUCAUUGCGCACCGGCUUUCCACUAUCACACAUGCUGAUCAGAUCAUUGUACUCCAUGCUGGCAUGAUCGCAGAGAAGGGCACGCAUGAGGAGUUGUUGGCUAAACGGGGCCGAUACGCUUCCAUGUGGGAGAAGCAGAUUCGUGCAGAACGCGCCCUUGACGCCGCCCGGGAAGCUCAUCUCAAAGCCGCCAGGGCCUUGAGACGAGCUAACAUGGGCGGACAGAAACAGUCGGAGUCUUCGAGAACGAGCUACAACAGCUUGAACUCUACCCUUGUAAACAAGAGCCUCAACUCUAACUCCGGCGGCAAGAGCGAAGAAUGCACCUCGGCGUCGUCGGGAUCAUCGUCCAACUCGGAUGCGGAGUCGACACACACUGAUGAACAUUCAGACGACAAGCGCGACACCUCCGAGGAACGACUGCCUGGGAAGUAA
Clonostachys rhizophaga is the source of this 3093-nucleotide messenger RNA. The record is from the annotation of a GenBank genome assembly. NCBI's taxonomy places the organism in Eukaryota, Fungi, Ascomycota, Sordariomycetes, Hypocreales, Bionectriaceae.